AUGGAUCCAUCCACGAUGGCAGCUGCAUAUACUGAAUUAUUCUUAAAAUACCAAGCUCUUUUGGUAGAGCACUUGCAGCUGAAUGAAAAACAUGAAGAGCUUAAGAAAGUGGCAGGUUGUUGCAUGGAACUUAUUCAUGAAUAUGGUGCCAACGAUUUCAAUGAAACUUAUAAUAAAGUAAAAUUCCAUGCUAGUGUGGAUCCUGAACUAGCAAUUAUAACAGUAAACAUUUUAGGACUAUCAGAAAGGCGAGAUGGAAAUGGAAAUACAAUACUUCUUCGAGCAUGUAAGGAAGGAAAUUUAAACUUUGUAAAGCAAUUAGUUGAAGUUCGCGUUAAUUUCGAUGUAGAAAAUAACAAUGGAAAUGAUCCUUUGUUAAUAGCAGCAAAUAUAGGAAACAUCGAUAUGGUUGGCUACCUCCUUUCAAAAGGAUUUAAGAAGGAUUACGUAAGUACUAAAACUGGUAAUACUUUGAUGCAUGCUGGUGCAAUUUCUAGUUCAGUUAAUAUGAUGAGAUACCUAUUAACACUGGGUUUAGAUCUUAAUGCUUGGAAUUUAGAAAACGCAUCAUCCUUGCGUAUGGCUGUAAUUGAAAAUAAUAUAGACAUGAUAAAGUUCAUGUUGACUCUAGAACUUUCGUACUAUCGAAAUAGCUCUGCAUUAGUAUAUGCUGCCAAAUUUUCAAGCGUUGAACUGUUUAAAUAUAUCUCAGAUACCAAACCAGAUUGGCGCAGAGCUCGACGUGAUGAUACAUGGUCUAAUAGAGAGUUAACUAUUGUUCAUCAAGCAAUAUAUUCGAAAAGAAAAGACAUUCUUGAAUAUAUAUAUAUUAUUUCUAGCGAUAAUUUCGACCUCAAGCAAAAAGAUUCAAGGGGUCAGAAACCUGUACAAUUUGCAGAAAUGCUUUUCAAGCAGCAUGGAAACGAUUUCAAGGAAGUAUAUAAAAUGAUUAAGAAAGGAUCCAGCUUCUUUAGAAGACUUUUCAAAUAA
This is a messenger RNA of Trichomonas vaginalis G3, 990 nucleotides long. Its product is annotated as spectrin binding. Gene Ontology annotation, molecular function: protein binding. The record is from RefSeq and is a predicted model, not a curated record. Bases 1 to 990 code for a protein of 329 amino acids. The transcript has a single exon. Lineage: Eukaryota; Parabasalia; Trichomonadida; Trichomonadidae.